Messenger RNA from Xenopus laevis (African clawed frog), 609 nucleotides. RefSeq names its product hemoglobin subunit delta S homeolog (gene hbd.S). Gene Ontology annotation, cellular component: haptoglobin-hemoglobin complex; hemoglobin complex; blood microparticle. The coding region runs from base 61 to 504 and encodes 147 amino acids. The transcript has 3 exons. Gene Ontology annotation, biological process: cellular oxidant detoxification; hydrogen peroxide catabolic process; oxygen transport. Lineage: Eukaryota; Metazoa; Chordata; Amphibia; Anura; Pipidae. The record is from RefSeq and is marked provisional. Gene Ontology annotation, molecular function: oxygen binding; peroxidase activity; organic acid binding.
ACAGCAGCCUCUUACUUCUGCCAUUUGAAGUCUUAGCAGCUACUCCCAUCUACAGCCACCAUGGUGCACCUGUCAGCUGAUGAGAAAUCCGCCAUUAACGCCGUAUGGUCAAAGGUCAACAUUGAAAAUGAUGGCCAUGAUGCCCUGACCAGGCUGCUGGUUGUGUUUCCCUGGACCCAGAGGUAUUUCAGCAGCUUUGGAAACCUAUCCAAUGUGGCUGCCAUCUCUGGAAAUGCCAAGGUUCGUGCCCAUGGCAAGAAGGUUUUGUCUGCCGUCGAUGAAUCCAUCCACCAUUUAGAUGAUAUCAAGAACUUCCUCUCUGUACUGAGCACGAAGCACGCUGAGGAACUCCACGUGGACCCUGAAAACUUCAAGCGUCUUGCUGAUGUGCUGGUGAUUGUCUUGGCUGGCAAACUGGGAGCUGCCUUCACUCCUCAAGUCCAGGCUGCUUGGGAGAAAUUCAGCGCUGGGCUGGUGGCUGCUCUUAGCCAUGGCUACUUCUAAAGAAUUUUUUUCCAUGCAAAGCCCAACAUCUGCUCGCCUGCAACAAAGACAACUCUCACAAUAAGUGCAUUGCUUGUUGUCAAUAAAGAUUUCUUGUCAAACUGC